Molecule: messenger RNA, 7379 nt
Organism: Cottoperca gobio
Lineage: Eukaryota; Metazoa; Chordata; Actinopteri; Perciformes; Bovichtidae
Gene: rad54l2
Product: RAD54 like 2
Exons: 22
Coding region: 203-4729 (1508 amino acids)
Cellular component (GO): nucleus
Molecular function (GO): ATP binding; ATP hydrolysis activity
Source: RefSeq, a predicted model, not a curated record
UCUUCGGGGACGGUAUUUAUAGUCACACUGGAAAAAAUUGGAAAUUAGCAACGUUUAUCAGUUGAUUUACACAGUUACUGUACGAAUUAAUUGGUCGGUGGUUGUCUGCACAGCGAGGUUUCUUGAAGAGUACAGCGUAGCCGCAUGCACGUGCUCCUGAUGAAGGUGUGUAGGUAAUACUUUGAGAGCCUUGUAAGACGCCAUGUCUGAAGAGGCAAAUUCAGAAAGUGACCUGGAGCCCAGCCUUAACAGUGAAGAGGAGUGUUUGGAAAAUGAGGAAGAGGAGGACAACGAGGACAUUGAGGAUGAUGAGGAUGAUAAUGAUGGAGAUGAUGAAGAUGAUAGUGUUGAACGGCCUGGGAGUGCCCAGAGCAGGACAGAAACCGCUCAGGAUGGCAGGGACUCUCCUUCAGCUACCUCCGGAGAGCCAUCCCCCGAGUCAACGUCUCCGCCUGCGUCCUGCACAUCCUCCAGGGCUCCCUCCAGACCUGCCUCUCGCUCUCAGCCUCCAACCAGCCCGGAAAACCCAAGCCAGAGCAAGCCACCUUCCUCCAAAACAAAGAAACAUAAAGCCUCUAAAUCUACCAAAUCUAAGUCUUCAAAAGGCUCCAAGCUAUCUAAGCCUGUACACAUGAGGAAGAAUAUCAGAAAGCUGCUGAAAGAGGAUCAGCUGGAGGCUGGGACCAAGGCUGCUCAACAGGAGGAGAUGGACAGGCGGAAGCGUCUGGAGCAGCAGAGGAAGGACUUCCCUACACCAGCUGUCCCAGACUCUCAGCUAGGUGACUGCACCUCUAUCGUCGACACUGCUUCACUUUUAGGAGAAGUAUCUCACUUGGUCCCUGCUCUCCUGAUCAAGCAGGAUGUGAUCUGUCUGGACAGCAGUGGUGAUGAAGAUGAAAAAGAGGACCCAACACUGCCUGAACUUGACAUUAGAGAUGAUAUAAUCGAGCUUAGUUCUGGCGACGACGAUGCCCUACAGAUAAGCAGCGAGUCGGCCGAUGAGGACGCUGAUGGUACCGCUGCGUCCGAGGAGAGCAGCGGGGCACACAUCAACGACGCUAUGAAUCUGCCUGAUGCCCAGGGUCGAGUGCUGGUUAAUAUCAGUCACCCUGCAGAGGAGAAAGACCUUUACCUCGCUCCACAGCUGGCCAGGGCAGUCAAACCUCACCAGAUCGGGGGAAUCCGGUUUCUCUAUGAUAACCUCAUUGAGUCUCUGGAGCGGUAUAAAACGAGCAGUGGCUUUGGCUGCAUCCUGGCUCACAGCAUGGGGUUGGGCAAGACACUGCAGGUCAUUUCCUUCACUGACAUCCUACUGAGGAAUACUGAGGCUCACACUGUGCUGGCCAUUGUUCCUGUGAACACACUUCAGAACUGGCUGACAGAGUUUAACCUCUGGCUCCCAUCACAAGAUGCCCUCUCCCCUGACACUGACCCUGCACUCGUCACAGGCCGCGCAUUCAAAGUUCACAUUCUCAACGAUGAGCACAAAACGACGCUGGCCAGGGCCAAAGUUGUGGAGGACUGGUCCAAAGAGGGAGGGGUGUUGCUGAUGGGUUAUGAGAUGUAUCGCCUGCUGUCCAUGAAGAAGAGCUUUGUGAUGGGCAAGAAGAGGAAAUCAAAGAAGCCUGUGGGACCAAUCAUCAUUGACCUGGAUGAAGAAGAUAGACAGCAGGAACUCAUGAAAGGUAUUGAAAGGGCCAUAGCACGGCCUGGGCCAGAUGUGGUGAUAUGUGACGAGGGUCAUCGCAUUAAAAACUACCAUGCCAGCACAUCACAGGCUCUGAAGAACAUCCGCUCCCGGCGCAGAGUAGUCCUGACCGGUUACCCGUUGCAGAACAACCUCACUGAAUACUGGUGCAUGGUGGACUUUGUAAGGCCCGACUUCUUAGGCACGCGUCAGGAGUUCAGCAACAUGUUUGAGAGGCCCAUUCUGAACGGGCAGUGCAUGGACAGCACACCUCAAGAUGUCCGCUUGAUGCGCUACCGCAGCCAUGUGCUGCACAGCCUGCUGGAGGGUUUUGUCCAGAGACGAGGUCAUGAUGUGCUGCAAGACCAGCUUCCCUCCAAAGAGGAGCAUGUGAUCUUGGUGCGGCUCUCUCCCAUUCAGAGGGCGCUGUAUUCCGAGUUCAUGAAACGCUUUCGAGAAGCGGGGAACAGUGGCUGGCUCGGUCUGAACCCACUCAAAGCCUUCUGUGUAUGCUGCAAGAUCUGGAAUCACCCAGACGUCCUCUAUGAAGCCCUGCAGAAGGAGAAUCAGGCCAAUGAGCAGGACCUGGACCUCGACGACAUCACUUCAUCGAGUAACCCCCGCUGCAAUGCACCGGGCGCUGGCCUCAAAGCCAAAGUAGCCGACUCAAGCAACAGCAAAGUCAACAACACCCUGCCCCCACUCAAUCCCUCUCAGGAAAGGGCCAAUCAAGUCAUCACAUAUGAAUGGGCAAAGGGCAUACUGACAAACUACCACACGGGACUUCUGGAGAACUCUGCCAAGAUGAUUCUGCUCUUCCAUUUGAUUGAUGAGAGUGUCGGAAGAAGAGACAAGAUUUUGGUCUUUAGUCAAAGUUUGUCCACCCUGACGGUCAUUGAGGACUUCUUAUCAAAGAGACCCAUGCCGACGGGCAUCGCCGCCUCUGACAGCCAGAACCAAAACUGGGUUCGCAACCUCAAUUACUACAGACUGGAUGGAAGUACAUCUGCCUCAGAAAGAGAGAGACUUAUAAAUCAAUUUAAUGACCCAGAAAACAGUGCGACGUGGGUCUUCCUACUUUCUACAAGAGCGGGAUGCUUGGGGGUAAAUCUGAUUGGGGCCAACAGGGUCGUUGUGUUUGACGCCUCCUGGAACCCGUGUCAUGACGCCCAGGCGGUGUGUAGGGUGUACCGCUAUGGUCAGAGGAAACCCUGCUACAUUUACCGCCUUGUCUGUGACUUCACCUUGGAGAAAAAGAUCUAUGACAGACAAGUCUCCAAACAGGGCAUGUCUGACCGUGUGGUUGACGACCUGAACCCAGUGCUGAACUUCACUCGUAAGGAAGUGGAGUCGCUGCUGCAUUUUGUGGAAGAGGAACCUUCUCAAAUCUCUCUGCAAUCCCGGGAGGAAUUUGAAACUGUGAUGUAUCAAGCUUGUCACCUUUACCCGCACCUCAUCACCAAGCAACCUUUUCAUCACGAGUCUCUGCUGGUGGACCGGAAGGAGUCGAAACUGACCAAAGCAGAGAAGAGAGCCGCCAAGAAGAGCUAUGAGGAUGAGAAACGAGCCUCUGUGCCCUACUCUCGCCCAUCAUACGCCACUUAUUACCCAACUAGCGAUCAGACGCUUUCAAACAUACCAGCAUUUAACCAACGCGGCUGGCGUGCUAUGGUGCGGCCGGAUGACAAGCCCGUGGCAAGUGUCCGACCCAUCCAGUCAACCCCGAUCCCCAUGAUGCCUCGCCAAGCCGGCAUGGGCAUGGCUGGCUCCAGCUCUGCCGGCAGCCUGCCUGUCAACUUCUUGCAGAAAGCUGGAGUUUAUGUGCAGAGGAUCGUCACCACAACUGAUAUUGUAAUCCCAGGAGCCAACAGCACAACAGACGUUCAAGCUCGAAUUAGUGCAGGAGAGAGCAUCCAUGUUAUCAGAGGAUCGAAAGGUACCUACAUUAGGACAAAUGAUGGAAGGAUUUUUGCUAUUCGAUCUGGAAAGAUCGGAAGGCAGGCCAUCGGGGGCUCUGCUGCUUCAAGAGACACGCAGGGUUCCCUGAUCCACCCGCUCAGUAAUGGCUGUUCAUCGCCUGUGGAUCAACUGCAGGGCUCCCCCAACGGGGAGCAGCGGCCCUCCUCUCCCUUGAGCUCUGAGAUUCUCAGAGAGCUCAGCCGCUACGCUUCAUCCACAGGUGACGCCACCGCUGGCAUGGGGAAUGAAUUGCCGACAGAAUUGUUGGCUGUACCAGCAGGGCAGGAAGGUAGUUCGCAUUACAAUCAGACUGGUGAUCUUGGAAGGCAACUCGGUGACGACCUCUUGAGCUCGGCGUUAGAGAUGCGUGGCAGCAAGCGCAGAAGUACUGAAAGCCAGGGCAGCACACCAACGGGAGGCAAACGCACCUCUGCUGCAACACGUUACCCCGGACUGUCCAUGGGCUCCAGUGGGCUCAGUUUCCCCCCCGUGGGUCUGAACUCCUCCCUACUGGGGAACCUCGGUCACAUGAGUCAUCCACUUCUGAUGGGUGGCAGUGGUGGAUCGUCAUUCCUUCAGACACCAGGACAAACACUGGCUGACCUCCAGACCAUGUUUCCCUCUGCAGGCUCGGACCUACUGAGACAGUCUGCCACAGGGAACGGACACCUUCCCACCCCCCCCUCCUCGUCCUCCCUGUCCCCUGUUUUCUCCUCUGCCUCCACCACCAUCCCUAUGUCAGCAUCACCCUCGGCAGCAACUUCUUCCUCCCUGGCGUCAGGUUCUCUGCCUCCGUACUUGAUGAAUCCCAACAUGGCCGGCCUGCUUUCGUCGAGCUUCCCUCUCAACUACAGUCAGUCGCUGCUCUCUGAGCCGAGGAUGUUCCCCAGCACUCUCCUCUCUGGCUCAGGGGGAUUCCCCACGCCUAACUCCAGCUCUACCACAUCCAGUUUCCUCUCCCAUUUCAACAAUCCCACCUCCAGCCUGUUGGGGGCGGCUCUCACCCAGACGGACAUGCAUCAGAGUACAGAGAACGGCGGCAGUAGUUCUGAUGACGACGUUAUAGAGGUGACGGGACAGUAGCGACUCGAAGUCCUGGAGAGGCAGUUUCUCACACACACACACACGCUUUUAUGAAUCGUGGCUAACAUAAAGUACAUUAGGGAUGGGAAUGAUUACACGUUUACUAGAUAAACUGUUACAGUAUCUACCCUUUCCUAUAAACUGGUGAUUGAUGGUCAGAUGUCUUGAUAACAAGUGAAAUUCCACACUGAUCAUCUAAAUGUUUUAAAACAUAAAUAAAUAAACUAAACUUCAAUGUUAAUCCUGAACCCGAACUAUGAUGUUGGAAAAGAUUGUGAUCAGUUAAAUAUGUUUUGGCCUUGCUGUUAGACUAAACAUUAAAUCAGUUUAUAUCACCAGUGAAAUGAACUCCUUCCCAUUCCUAAUGGUGUCAUUAAAGCAUACGCAAACACACACACUCACACACUCACCUGCAACAGAAAGAAUCAACUUGUAUCUUAAUGACUUUACAUAGUCAGAGUAACAAAUCCUUAUGCUGAAUAUCCCGGACUUGUUCAGCUGGGGCAUCAGAGCAGCGGGAACAGGCCUUUGUCGUUUGGGGACCAGCUGAAUCUUUCGGAGGCUUUCUAGCCUCUCCUACACUUCAGAGCAAGGCCUCAUCAUUAGUUUUAUUUCCCCUGAAUUCAGAUGAAAGCAGCUUCAUGUUGGACCGUCUCAAGAUAUAUUGCUGUGAAACAGUCCAGUGCAAACCAAAACCUGACUUACUGUUACACGUGUCAGCCGCACUCGCCUGCUGAACACUAAUAUACUCAUUUUCUUUCAGCACACUUUCCUUUUCUAGUAAACAAUACUGGAAAGUUGCGUAGUAGAAGAAACGUAGUUGCUACAGAAUGUGGGGUUAAUGUUUGUCAAAAUCCACUUGACAAUAUAUUGAGAGAAAAUCCUUCGAAGCUUACCUUUAAAAUAAAUCUUAGGCUUUCAGAGCGUAUUUUAGUCUUUAGCAAUUUGAUAGACAUUGUAGCAUCCCCCUGUUGAAAGGAUAUUAUGUGUGAUACUAUAUGUGAACAUGUUGAUACUUUGUAUAUAGUAUUCAUUAUCAUUGUUUAUAUUGCAAGUCAAUACUGUGCAGUGUGUAGAUUUUGGUUGUAGGGAGAUGGUUUAUUAUUAGUCAUGAUGAUAAACACGCUCUCGCAUUUAUGCCGGGGAAACAAAUUUACGUUCAACUUUAUAAUUUUCCCCCAUUAUAACUAAAAUGAAUGUACUUAAAUGUUAGCCUUUGAUAACACAGAGGCUGGGACAUGGAUUCGGCCUGUGUUCUUUCAUUUUUAGCCUUAAAUAACACAAAGGGGUCUUGAGUCUUAGCAUUUAUCUUAGUACGUCCUUUUUACAAACCUGUUGGAAGAGAUACUGAGCAUUUAGACAGCCGGUGUCACACUCAAAACACAAGUGAUGGGCAGAUUCAGCAUUGUGAUUUAAAGCAAGUGUGGAAGCCAAAAGGAGCACAAAGCAAGCUUAAAGUUGCUCGCUCAUUCGCCUCUCUUUUGUUGCAGUUGUUACGUCAGUCAGUCUACACCCACCAUGUAGAUUUGACUCCUUAUUUUCAGAACCUUGACUCACCUAAACUGUAGAGAAAAAAAAAUUGCAUUCAUGCAGCCGGAGUGUAUACAACUUUUAAGUCAAUGUAGCCACCAGCCAUCAAAACAGAUAUCAAACAUUUCACUACAGCCACCCGUGACUGUGGCAGAACCAGGUCCGGUGGUGUGGUGGCCUUACUAAACUGACAGUGCCAUUAUGUGGUAGCUUUUCACAGAGGUGCGUCUUUAACAGCAGUGCAGUGUAAGUAGCUUCUGUCAGUAGUGUCGGUCAGUGUAGGUCUGCAGUGCUUUAGGGGGUUUAGGUCUUUGCUGUUCUCUGUAGCCUUGUGUUUCUGUGUUGUGAUGACACCUCAAGGUAUGUAGAUUUAGGAAAGUCCCUCUACUCCGUUGGUAAAAUAGGCCAGAUGCAGUGGUUGUUAGCCUUUUAGAAAACACUGGAUAACCUGAGACAACAGAUCAUUCCCUAUGAAGUUACAUUUUUGUGUAAAGAGUUUUUCUUGCGGGACCUUUUUGCUCCCACAGUCUGAGUUCUGGUCACUUUUUGUUACUACUCCCUCCUUCCCUGUUUUUCUGGAUGCUUCAUUUCUGUCAUCAAAGAUGUCUCCAGUGUUCGUCAGUAUGUCUUGGGAACUUGUGAUAGUUUGUUUCAGAUUUGGAGGUAGAGCUGGCACUUUGAAAAAUGAUCAUAUCUGCUUGUGAACUGUACGAGGUACAUCAUACUGAUGCCAUGUCUUUAUUCUCAGUCUUCUCGAUCCGUUGGAAACACUUUGCAUAUAAAUCUUGGGAAUCAUCGGUUUAUAGAAGAACAUGUCUGCCAUUUGUCAAUUAUGCGCAUUUUUAUGUUUCAUGGAAAUAUUUCUUUAAAUGUUUUUUAUAACUUCUUAUUGGUGUUCACUCACUUGGCAGUUUCCCUUAUUUCAACGUAAGCGUCCAAAAGUUAUUUAUGAUAAAAAAAAAAAAAUGCAUUCUUUUUUUUGUAAUUACGUUUUUUAACCUUUUGUUCACUUUGAUCCAUUGACGGCUGAUCCCGUAAUUUGGUACAUGCAGCCUAGAUCGAAGCAGAAUAUGACUGUGUUAUCAAUGUUAUUUUAACAAUAAAACACUCUUUCAUUGUA